UCAUCGUCAACAAAAGGAAUAAAGGACCAUACAGCAAAGAAAAAGGGAAGAAGGAAAUAAGGCAAGCAAUGCUAUCUUCUGACAAUACCUCAUUCUGUUUGAGAGCGCAGCAGGAUGAAUUUAAUCUUCUCAAGAUUAUUGGCAUACUUUUACUUCGGAUUCCAAGUCAUUCUACAGUUCUACAUCGACCCUUGUCACCUCCAUCCCCAGCCGUGUCACAUUCUGGCGCAGAUAGGAAACACCGUGCGCCUUGGUGCCCUUCUGCCCACCCGCCAGACGGCCAGGGUGCAGGCUGCCCUGAACCGCGCCCUCGCCGGUCUCGCUCAAACUGGGGACAACUUUCUACCUUUCAACCUGAGCCUGGAAGUGGUUCCCCAAGAGCCAGCAAAAGGAGACCCAGAGUCCCUUUUCAGGUGUGUUUGUCAGGCUAUCGUUGUUCAGGGGGUCUCCGCUGUGCUCGCCUUCCCCCAGACCCAGGAAGAGAUCGUACAAGUGGAAUUUAUGGCUUCAUUUUUGGAAAUACCUUUUAUAAGCAUCAUUGAACACGGAGAGCCUCUGAAAACACAGAACCGCUUCCACCUACAGAUGGCUACUCGGAUCCCCCCGUCGGGCCUGUCGGAGCUGCUGCUGGCCGUCCUCCAGCGGAGCGGCUGGCAGGAGGGCAUGGCCGUGCUGUGCCAGGGUUGGGAGGAGGAUGGCCUGCUGGAACUACUGGACCUCCAGAGCCACCUGGGCUGUGGCGCCACCCGUUGGCAACUCCGCGCCCUCCUCAACCUCACCCGUGCUGGCCCAGCAGAAUCCCAAAUCCAGGACUUCCUUUCAGAACACUUCCGGGGGCAGGGCCCAAGUCAGAUCCCACCGCCGGCCGCGGUGCUGCUGUUUGGGGGCGACCCAGAGUGUGCGGCGGCGGUGCUGCGGAGCGCCCAGGACUUGGGGUUGACGCUGCCCACGGUGCACUGGGUGCUGGGCUACCCACUGAGCCCCGAUGCCCUGCACUCCAUCGGCCUGCCCCUGGGUCUGCUGGCCUACGGUGAAGUGGAGCGCAAGCCGCUGGACUUCUACAUCCGCGACGCACUCCAGCUGGUAGGCCGGGCAGUGUCGGCUGCCACAGUGGUGCGCCCAGACCUGGCGCUCAUCCAGAACAUGGUCAACUGCUACGACAAACCCAACAAGCACGAGGUGCCCUCCUCCGGACAGUACCUUGCCAGGUUCCUGUCCAACACGUCGUUCUCAGGGCUGACGGGGCCGGUGUCGGUGCAGAGGAACCUAUCCCGAGUUCUCACCUCUCAGCGAUUCCACAUCUGGAGCUUGCAGCGGGACGCGGUGGGCCAGCCCACCUGGGUGACAGUGGGCAGCUGGGAGGGGGGCCGCCUGGAGGGGGGGCGGGGUGGGGGCCGGUGGCGAGCCGGCAGUCCUGUGGCAGGCAGCCGGGUGCGGGUAGUCACCCUAGUGGAGCACCCCUUCGUAUUCACGCGGGAGGUGGAUGAGGACGGGAACUGUCCGGCAGGACAGUACUGCCUGGACGCGGGGACAAACAGCUCAGACAUGCUGGAGCGCUACUUCAGUGAGCGUGCCACGGGCAACUCUACCUUCCUGCCCACGGACUAUGGCAAGUGUUGUUACGGAUACUGCAUAGAUCUGCUGGAGAAAAUGUCAGAGGACAUGCGUUUCGAGUACGACCUGUACAUCGUGGGUGACGGGAAGUACGGUGCAUCGAAAAGCGGCCGCUGGACUGGGCUGGUGGGCGACCUGCUCAAUGGCGUGGCCGACAUGGCCGUCACCUCAUUCAGCAUUAACUCAGUACGCAGCCGUGUCAUCGACUUCACCUCGCCCUUCUUCUCCACCUCGCUGGGCAUCCUGGUGCGCAGCAAGGACACGGCGGCGCCCAUCGGCGCCUUCAUGUGGCCCCUGCACUGGUCUAUGUGGGUGGGCAUCUUCGUGGCGCUGCAUAUCACCGCCCUCUUCCUCACCCUCUAUGAGUGGAAGAGCCCGUUUGGCAUGACGCCACACGGACGCAACCGCCUGCGGGUCUUCUCCUACUCGUCGGCGCUCAACCUGUGCUACGCCAUCCUGUUCGGCCGCACGGUCUCCAGCAAGACGCCCAAGUGCUGGACGGGUCGGUUUCUGAUGAACCUGUGGGCCAUCUUCUGCCUGCUGGUGCUGUCCAGCUAUACAGCCAACCUGGCCGCCGUCAUGGUCGGCGAGAAGACCUUCGAGGAGCUCUCGGGGAUCCACGACGCCAAGCUCCAUCACCCAUCCCAUGGUUUCAGGUUUGGCACAGUGAGGGAAAGCAGCGCUGAGGAGUACAUGAAGAAGAGUUUCCCAGAGAUGCACGAGUACAUGAGGCGCUACAAUGAGCCCACCACACCCGAUGGGGUGUCCACCCUCAAGGUAGAUCCCCCUCAGCUUGAUGCCUUCAUCAUGGACAAGGCCCUGCUGGACUACGAGGUGUCCAUCGACGCAGACUACUGCAAGCUGCUACUGUGGAAAGCCUUCGCCAUCGAAGGCUAUGGAAUAGGCCUACCACAGAACUCCCCUCUAACCAACAACGUGUCAGAGUUCAUCAGUCGCUACAAGUCAGACGGCUACAUGGACAUGCUGCACGACAAGUGGUACAAGGUGGUGCCUUGUGGGAAGAGGGUGUUCGCCGUCACCGAGACUCUCCAGAUGGGCAUCCGUCACUUCUCAGGGCUGUUUGUGCUGCUGUGUGUGGGCGUGGCCACGUCACUGCUCACCCUGGCUGGGGAGCACGCCUUCUAUCACAUGGUGCUGCCACACAUCCGACGACGACAGAAGUACAAGUACUGGCUCCACACCAGCCAGAAAAUCCACAGAGCCCUGAACCAGACCUAUGACGAUGUGAAGAAGAAGCAGGGCGCCAACACAGAAAAAAGCUGCAACAGCCAGAAGAACCAGCARCCCCAGCCUCCCCCUUCCCCCGGRGCCUCGGCCAAGUGGAACGAGAGCAGCAGGGACUCCGCUGCUGCAGCUGCUAAGGACAAGCGAGUCCACUUUAACCUGGAGACCCUCAACAGCCGCCGCCUUCUAGCCCGGGCCGUGGCCGAGUCUGAAGGGGGGAGAGGGGGGUCGGCUGGAUGUGGCACUAACCCUAGGACCAACCCGGCCACACGGGUCUGUGCGAAUGGGGGCUUCGGGACUUCCUUUGCCAGCCUGGUGCUAWCCCUCCCCUCCUCUUCUUCAUCCAUCCCUUCUUCCUCCUCAGGCGUUCCUCUGAGGCCGGGAGAGCUGCAGGAGCUGCAGGAGAGGAUCGACCUGAUCCGGGAUCAGCUGAGGACGGCUCUGGCCAGGAGGGCUGAGCUGCAGACUUCCCUGGCCAAGGAAAAGGCUGCCUGCUCCGCCCCCAUAGUGACGGGAARGACCUCCGUGGUUGUAGCUACUGCAGCCCUCCCCUCCACCCGCUGUGCCACCACCAUGACAGACCCUGUCCUCAAGUCCCUGCCCACAGUCCGCACCACUCCUGCCAUACACACCAAUGAGAAGAGCUGAUGCCCCCUGGUGUUUGGAAAAACCAAUGGUGUAUUAGGGGAGGGGUUUAUUGAAAGAAGUUGGAUUACAUUGGAUUGGAUUUAUCCAAUUGCUGUGAGCCCGAUGCCAUAGCAUGGCAGCUCUUUCCCUGGACACCCUUGUGCUAUUGGGUGAGAUGAAAGAGCUUCCAGGGCACUGGGAAUCUCUUGUGAUCUACAUGUGCCCAAUUGGUCCUCACAUGAUUGGUAAAAUGUGUUUGGGCUACCUCAGGCCUACUUGGAUCUACCAUGCCAAUGGAGUGGGGCUGGAGGUACCAGCAUGCCCCGCUGGCACUGCACCCAUUCUGGGAACUUAACCACUGGCUUUCCAGUGCUCUCUCCUCUGCCACAGGAGCCAAAAUGGCUGCCACCCACAACCUUCUGUUUCCAGUCUCUGUUGAUUUCAGUGGUGGGGCUCACAAGGGUGGGGCGAUAACUGAAUUUUAUCAACAAUGCAAUGGCGACCUGAAACAACAAUCAGUAAUACGUGGAGUUCAGACUGUAUUCAAAUCAGGAGUGGUGCUUUUAUGGUGUUUCUGUUGAUUUCUUCCUUUGAGUUCCGAGUCGAUAUCGUUUACUGGCCUUGAUUAACAUGUUUUUCAAGAAUAAAGUCUGAUGGAAGUGUUGGUUGUGAUGGUUGAAAUGUGAA
Messenger RNA from Salvelinus sp. IW2-2015, 4173 nucleotides. The record is from RefSeq and is a predicted model, not a curated record. Lineage: Eukaryota; Metazoa; Chordata; Actinopteri; Salmoniformes; Salmonidae.